Penicillium daleae is the source of this 270-nucleotide messenger RNA. RefSeq lists its product as uncharacterized. NCBI's taxonomy places the organism in Eukaryota, Fungi, Ascomycota, Eurotiomycetes, Eurotiales, Aspergillaceae. The transcript has a single exon. The record is from RefSeq and is a predicted model, not a curated record. The coding region runs from base 1 to 270 and encodes 89 amino acids.
AUGGUCCUCACUGGGGAAGCUGCAAAUCUCGGCACUUGGAUUUACAGCAUUGUCAGGGACCCAGACAGUGCAUCUAUGGUUGUGAUGGGAUGGUUGUUUCGCAUCAAGUCUCUCGUGCGAAACCGAAUAAAUUUCAAUAAGGGACGAGAGCGGACUGAAACGAUGUCAUCCAAGGGCGUGACAAAGAUGGGUGCCCAGUACGCCCGAAAGGACCGACAGGGAAAGGACAUUAUGAGUCCAUGCAUGGCAUCAUUGGCCGUCUUGGGAUGA